Molecule: messenger RNA, 1795 nt
Organism: Pollicipes pollicipes
Lineage: Eukaryota; Metazoa; Arthropoda; Thecostraca; Pollicipedomorpha; Pollicipedidae
Product: U3 small nucleolar RNA-associated protein 10
Exons: 14
Coding region: 206-1795 (529 amino acids)
Biological process (GO): positive regulation of transcription by RNA polymerase I; maturation of SSU-rRNA from tricistronic rRNA transcript (SSU-rRNA, 5.8S rRNA, LSU-rRNA)
Cellular component (GO): t-UTP complex; small-subunit processome; 90S preribosome
Molecular function (GO): snoRNA binding
Source: RefSeq, a predicted model, not a curated record
GUGCGGGGCGAGAGUCUUCGGCCGGUUUCCCAUGGUUAGAGGAUGUAGAUAGUGCGUGGCUCAAUUUGCUUGUAAUAUACGGCCUUUGUGUUUCGAGUGUGUAUAAUAUAAUACGAACAGCUGGUCGCGCAGAACGGGCGACAUAUUUUGUGGUGAUUUUCGUCGUCAGAUUUUGACAAAAAGCUGCAGCAAGGAGUCUGCCACCAUGGCGACGUCGCUGGCCCGCCAGCUCGAGCGGCUGGCGGCGCCCCAGAGUGCCCUGGUGGUGCACAAGAAAUCACGACCCUCGCUGUUGUUCGACAAACGAGAGGCGGCGCUAUUGGACAGGGACACAGUCUUCUCCAUAGGUCUGGAUGGAUUUGAAGACCUUCUGAACCUGAACCCAGCAUUUGUUAAGUACCAGGAGACUCUGUUCUCGGAGAAUGCCAAGACAAUGGAGCGUGCUGUGCAGACAAAAGAAGUCAACGACCAGCUGGACGAAGUGCUGGAAGAGUUCCUCUGCCUGGCAUGUCCCUAUUUUCUGUUGAAACCAACACAGAAAGCCCUGGAGUGGCUUGUAUACAGGUUCCACAUUCACGAGUUCAACGUGAAUGCCCUACUCCGAUGCAUCUUCCCGUACCACGAUACCAACAUCUUCGUACGGGCGUUGCAACUACUGCGGCUUAAGGAGGAGACCAACAGGUGGCACUGGUUGCACCCGCUGCAGAACCCAGGGGUGCCACUGACGAAGGCGGCGCUAGCGGUCCAAUGCGCGGAGAACCUCGGCUUCAUGAAGUUCCUGUGCCUGAUGAAUAAGAAAAUGAUGAAGGUGCACGGCGCCGGCUCGACGGCGCUGCAUGCACCCGUUGCGUUCUUCGUGACGGCGCUGUCUGCCGGCCUGGAGCGGUGCGAUCUGUCGGAGCCGCUGGCGGGCGAGCGUGUGACGGCGCUGGCUGUGCUGGCGCAGAGCCAGACGCUGGCGCUGGCGCCGGCGGCCGCCCUGGAGCCGCUGAGCCCGAGUCUGCCGGCGCUGACGGCCGCCCUCGCCGACCUCAGCCAACGCUGCUCCGUCCUGCAAUUGCUCAGCUGCCUCCUGCGGACGUGUGUGCUGGAGUCGGCCAAGGGAGACGCCACCGCGGGUACCAUGGCAACGGCGUUGAUCAGUGACGUCAGAGUGGAGGACCCGCGAGAGCAGGAACGCAUCAUUCGGUCACUGACCGAGCUGUUCACGGCCGGUGAGGCGGAGGCUAAGCCGCUGCUGGCCGCCCUCUGCCCGCUGCUGGCCGUCACGGAGCGCAUGUACCCGGCGCCGUUCGACGCCGCGCUGGUGGGCUGCGGCGUGUUUGUGGAUCUGAACCACCCGGAGGAGAGCACCCGGCACGAGGCCGUGGCGGACAGCGAACUGGUACGCUCGGCCCUGCUCUCGGCCCUCGCAGACGAGUCGGACCGCAUCGUCAAGCUGGCGCUCAAGGUGCCCGUGGAGAAGAGUCUCGAGCUGGUGUCGUGGGAGGAGCUGUCCGGCCGGCUGACCACGUGCCUGGACGCCGGGCACGGCGAUCAGGUGCGCUGGCUGUGCGCGCGCGCUCUGGCGCGCCUGGAGACGGCCCUGAAGGUGUCGGGCGCCCUCUCCGCCGAGCUGACGCCGCUGGACCUGGUGCGGGACGCGGAGCACGCGUCACCGGCCGCCGCGCUGCUCUGCGUGCUGGUGGCUGUCGUCGACGCGGCAGCCGAGACAGACGUCUCCGACAUCCAGUGGUGGUCGGCGGCGGCGGCCGACUCGGAGCGGCUGGCAGCUCUGGUCGCCUUCGCCCUCUAG